Panthera uncia (snow leopard) is the source of this 1860-nucleotide messenger RNA. It is a transcript of the gene CCDC190, whose product is annotated as coiled-coil domain containing 190. Bases 543 to 1538 code for a protein of 331 amino acids. NCBI's taxonomy places the organism in Eukaryota, Metazoa, Chordata, Mammalia, Carnivora, Felidae. The transcript has 4 exons. The record is from RefSeq and is a predicted model, not a curated record.
UGGGAGUAGACACUGUGACUCAGUCACCACCAUCCUCAGCACUUAGCAUAGCACCUAGCACCUGGUAGGCUAACAGGCUGCGUGGACCCAUGCAUGUGUGAAUGAAUGAACAGAAGGGGCCCCAGAAUGUCUCCGCCUAAGUCCCAGAUCCUCUCUAGACCCCCGAGCAGGCUUUUUGGGGAGGCUUCAAGGAACAGAAGGAUCUCUUUUAUUGGGGGCAUCAUGCCUUACAGAUGUAAAGUGUUUCUAUUUUUUUCCCAAAGAGUUAUUCGUAUGCUUGAUCUUCACGGCAGUGUGACUGGGGCCCUGGGGGACCCUAUCAUCUAUCACUAUCUUAUUGACAAGGACACUGAGCCUCAGAGCAAUGAUUUUGCCCUCAAUCUCAGAAUCCAUUAGGAUAGGGCAAAAUUUCCCAAUGGUGUGACUUCAUCAAACGCUGAAACCUGAUUGAAAGCCAGGGGUCUGGGUCCCCAUCUUGCUCUAUCGGGUGAAUCGCGGGGCCUGGGAGAAUCUUGUUUUACUGCCCCUAGAUCGGGAAGAGGAUGGAGAGGCACAUGGUCGAGGGGCCUCUGUCUAAGCACUUCGAUUUGGAGAGGAAGAACGCCAGGCAGGCCGACGCCAGGCUCAGCCAAAGACUGCAGAGACUGGAGCGGGUCUGCCUCUACCACAUGAAGUUGCUGACCCGCGAGCAGAGACAGCUCCAGAAAGAACUGCAGAGGCUGCGGGAAGAUAUUGUCAAGAAAAAGCUCUCCUCUGAUUUGUGGAAUGGAAUUCAGAAGAGACCAGAAGACGUCCUUGUGUCCUCACCACCAAGAGGGAAGAAGCAUGGAGGUCCACACACUAAUAGCGUUAGAGUGCUGGCCACCAACAUGACCCAAGAAAUGUACAGAACUAAGUCCCAGAUGCCUCUUUUCCAUCACGCUGGCUUCAAAGACGCCACGAAAAGCAAAGAGCAGUCGCUAUCUCAAAAUUACAGAGCUUCUCACUUCACAGCCGAGAAGCCACAAGCCCAAGAAGAAGAUUUCAUGAGCCCACCAAAAGGCAAAGACUCCAACAAGGGCAUCUCUAUUCUAUGUCAACAUCAAGACGUCUCCAUCAACACCCUAGACCAAGGCCCUGGUUCCAGCCCACUUUGUGAAAGUAGAACAGCACACAUGGAUGAGACCAGACCAAAGGAUGCCAGCCUAAACCCAGACCCCAAUUCGGGGAAACAAAGUCCCUUGAAUCCCAUGGAAUGUGCAAGAAACUUGAAAGGCGAGUCCUUCACACCUACCUUCUUAGAGCUGUUUGCUAAGGUCAGAAAUGCCCACUACCUCCGGCACAGGGUCCCCCCGGAGUCUGAGAGAUUGCUUAGCAUUGGGGAGAUAUUCGGGCACAAGGAAUCCUUACAGCCCAGAACAGGACAGGAGUGUAAGAACAGGGGAUAUAAUCUCUCACUGAAUGAGCAAUACAAGUAUACAAAAAAGGAGGGGAGAGAUGAAUCUUCUGACAACACUUUAAGGGGUGCGUAUAUGUUGCGGAUGUCAUCAAAAAUAUGAAUCUACAUUGACGACUAGACUUUUUUCGAAAGGAAAAAUAUGAAGGGUCCUGCUUACGUUGGCCACCCUUUUCUUAUAGGAAGUUCUUAUGGUGCCACCUUCUGGCACAAUGACAUAGCUCUUCUCUUCGAGUUCACAUCUAACAUCCAUGCGGGGAGAGGGACUCAGUUGGAAACAGUUACCAUCAUGCGGUCUAUAAUUAAAACCUGCUCUCUCCUGUCACAGCCCUGGGCUCAUCGGGAAGUCCUUGCCUCACCUCUUUCCUUUCCACGUGGCUCCACUUUAGCUUUCUCAUUCUCGUUUCCACGUGCUCAUAUCACAC